Molecule: messenger RNA, 399 nt
Organism: Owenia fusiformis
Lineage: Eukaryota; Metazoa; Annelida; Polychaeta; Sabellida; Oweniidae
Source: the annotation of a GenBank genome assembly
AGUUGUGCCUGAGAUAAAAGGUGUCCAAACAGAACCUGUUAUCUGGCAGGAUUUAGAAUACAACUUCACAAUUGACCUUAAUCUGAGUCAUGAGGGCAAAGAUACCUCUAGAUUUAUAAGUGGUAGAAAUUUCCAAGUGUUUGUUUACCUUGGUGAUUCCAAUGCUGGUAUCCCAACAAACAUUACAAAUUUUGUUGACCCAUCUAACAGCCUUAAUCAACCAAUAGAUGACACUAUCUCUGUCAGUUUUGAAGGAGCGUUAAAAGUUUCUGCGGAAGAGUGUUCAGCGUUUGAUGCUGAUAGGAAGGUAACAGUUGAAAUCAUACCUGAGGAACAUCUUUUAGAAUUGGGAUAUUCUGUACAAACUCAUCAAAUGGAUGUCAGUGGCUUUAUAACAAC